UCCCCGCCGGAGCACUUUAGAUGUUGCAAGAGAGAGAUGUAAAGAUGGCGGCGGCCUUGGUACAAAUGACAUGUUUGUACCGGGGGAUUUUAGCGGUCAGGGUCCCCGGCAUCAGGCCGCUGAUCCCCGGGCUGGUCCCGCUGCAGUACCGGGCCUUCUCGGUCCGGAAGGAGCCGCAGCUGGAGGAGAACCCGUUCUUCGACAAGUACCAGGACAAGAUCCAGAAGCUUCGCAGCACCAAACCUCAGGAGUACAAAGCCAGAGUGGAGACGCGUCAUGAUGCCAAGAAGGAAGUGCUGGGACACUCAAAGCAGACAGAGUUCAUCAAGCUUAUGGAGCAGGAGUUGGAGAAAAAGGACAAGAUUGCUGCUGGCGAAGGAGAGUCAGGAGGUUUCACAAAGAACAAGACGCUGGACUCUAUCCUAGACCUGGAGAAGAUCCGGGACAUGACGGGGGGGGAGGUCUCAGAGCUCUGGAUGAAUUAUUACGCCGCCAAGGACACAAUCAGCGCUGUGAUCCCGACGCAGUUGUACGAUUUGAUUUCAAGCAGAUCAAAUGCUUCCCCUAUGUUCCUGUACGCUCUGCCUCAGAGGGAGGGAUACGAGUUCUUCUUGGGUCAGUGGUCCGGACACGAGCUCCACUUCACCUCCCUCAUCAACGUCCAGACGAUGGGUGAGCAUGCUCCCAGUCAGCUGAUCCUCUACCACUACCCCGACCUGAAGGAGGAGAAGGGCGUGGUCCUCAUGACCGCCGAGAUCGACCCCAAGUUCAUAACCGUCCACCAGGCUCAGUGCUUGGCCAAUCAGGUGCAGCUGUUCUACGGCACGCAUAGGCAGGAGACGUUCCGAUUGGUGGAGGACUUUAACCACCACCCUGCAGACUUCAAACACAUGUUGUUGAUCGCAGAGCUGGAGCAGAGCGGCCUGGGGUCAGCGGGGGCAACCAUGGGGAGACAAGAGAUGGACUGAAGACCCUCUCUUGCAGUCGGACCUCCGGGAACCAUUGGUGUUCCUUUUUAAAUCAAAGAGAUAUGUGCUUUUUCUUAAAACAACUAAAAGAAGCUUCACAUGAACUCUGUUGGAGAUUUUAUCAUUUCAUCUGCCCGACAUCUCUUCAUUGUGCAUCCAUGUGCAAGUAACCACAGGAGAAUAAUGUGGUAUUGGUCAGUUUUAUGAUAAAUAAAUGCCUAUAAAAUACUUUAUAGCCCAGUAGUGAUCCCUGGAAACCCACUUGACGUUUAAUAAAUCACCUUCAAAAACCCAAAUCUCCAAUGUGAUGAUUUUAGUGAUUACUAUCGAUAUGUGCAAAUGUCAACAAAUAUUUGAUUUAACAUCUAUUGUAAAUCUGACAGUCACUAUAGAUGUAUUAUGUGAACGCGUUGUCUCUGGUGUCAGUGGGGCACGGGUGAUAGAGAUUUGUCAACUGUCACUGAAUCUUCCAGAUUAAGAUAACCAUCCUUGUAGUGGAUCAUUUCAGUAAUUGAAUCGCUGUGAUCAGGGAAUACAACUCGUACAACCUA
Messenger RNA from Trematomus bernacchii (emerald rockcod), 1519 nucleotides. It is a transcript of the gene atpaf1, whose product is annotated as ATP synthase mitochondrial F1 complex assembly factor 1. The record is from RefSeq and is a predicted model, not a curated record. Gene Ontology annotation, biological process: mitochondrial proton-transporting ATP synthase complex assembly. The transcript is spliced from 9 exons. Bases 21 to 968 code for a protein of 315 amino acids. Gene Ontology annotation, cellular component: mitochondrion. Lineage: Eukaryota; Metazoa; Chordata; Actinopteri; Perciformes; Nototheniidae.